This is a messenger RNA of Brassicogethes aeneus, 3153 nucleotides long. NCBI's taxonomy places the organism in Eukaryota, Metazoa, Arthropoda, Insecta, Coleoptera, Nitidulidae. The record is from the annotation of a GenBank genome assembly.
CGUCGUCAGACAUACGGUUCUUUUAAGAACCAAAAACAGACAACACGGAGCAGAUCCCGGAAAACCACAGGCCAAUUCAACCAAAUUAAAAUGAAUUAAAAGUGUUCGAUUGUAAUAAAUCAUUUAUUAGGUAGAUAUUUAAAACGCCUACCUAUUUAUAAAAUGUAAGUGUUUUUCCCCUUAUCAAGAUAAAAUAUUUAAUCCCAUUUCAAUAUCUUAUCGAGAGAUUAUUUUAAAACAAUAAAAUCAUAUUGGCAGUAUUUUGUAAAACCAUGAAAAAAACGUUGAAAAGUUAAUCCCUUAACCUUAAAAUGGUUUCAAUCGAAAGAAACAGUGCGUCAAAUUUUAUCGAACGAGAAAGAGAAUUAAAUGAAACACGAGGACCUAAAAUAACAUGGAAAGAAAAACUUCUAAAAAGUGCACUAUUUAAAGGUUUAAUAUGUUUAAUAAUAUUCGCCACAGUGGUACCAGUUUUAAUGUUUUACUUUCUUAUCGAUCAAAAUGUUCAUAAUGUGCCCGUAACGCACACGUGCGUCGUAAACAGGACUUUCCGAGUGACGUGCGGUAAAGCUAACAUUACCCAGAGAAAGUGUUUAGAGUUGAAUUGUUGUUUUGAUGUGGAUGUUUGUUUUCAUUAUUUGCCCUCUAAAUAUUCCUUUAAUGUUGAUAAAAAUAAGGAAAAUAAACCUUCGUAUGCAAAUACUCCCUAUGGAACUAAAAGUUUGCCCAGUGUGGAUCUAUCUGUCAAAGAACUGGAUGAACACAGGGUUUUGGUGAAGUUAAAAAGAGGUUCUGAAAAAGAAGAUGAAGGACCAAAAUUUGGAAACCUUAAUAUAACUAAAUCAGAUAACCCUGUUAUGGUUGAAAUAAAAAAAAAUGAUACAACACUUUUUACCACUGCCAAAGGGCCUCUAAUAAUGUCCGAAACAUACUGGGAAUGGACUAUAUAUUUAACCAAAGACUCACUAUACGGCCUAGGUGAAACCCAAAUAAAACUGGAAAAAGGUACCAACUUAUCAAAAGUUAUUUACCCCAAUAAAUUUAACCACAACACACCCCCUGUUAUAUGGGCUAAGCAAGGCGAUACUUUUCAUGGGGUUAUAAUAAGACAUGAUGGUCCUUUGGAAAUUACUAUCCUUUCUUCAAAUUUAAUCGUUUUAAGAGGGUUAACUCCUUCGGAUGUAGAAAUAGAGUUUGCUUUGGGUACAAAUCUUUCAUUUUUAAGGCAGUUGCAGAAUAAUUUUAGUGUGGAUAUUUCUGAAUGGGAUGAAUUGGUUAAAACUCAUCUAUGCAGGGGAAGCAACGAAUUAACUUUGUCGAAUUUAAUCGAUGAGUACACAGCCGAUAUCGACGAACUUUUUGAUGUCGAAUGCAUACACGAAAAUCUAUUAAUGGCCAUGAUGCACAAUGACACAAAUGGAUUGGAAGAUUUAAAAAAUAUUACAAAGGCAUUGUUAACCAACAAGGAAAUAUACUUGUCUAUACCGCCUCAUAUAUAUGGUAUAGAAAAUGAGUUGUUUGUUACUGCAAAUAAAAGUAACAUGUUGUAUACAGUAAAUAAUAAGGUUUAUAAUGGCAAAUUUAAAGGGCAAAAUGUUGCCUAUCCAGACUUCAGUAGUGGAUCUGUAAAGGAGUAUUUGAUUUCUUUCGAAACCUUGAUAAGCAGAUAUUUUGGUAUAAACGAGAUAAGCGGAUUUAUUUUAACAAAAAAUUGGCCCGACAAUGAAAACGAGGAACUUGGGAAUCUUAACAAUUUUCCUUACCUUUCAGAAGAUCUUAAAUCGGCUCUAACCUAUAGUAUCCCAUGGUACGCCACCAAUGCACAAUUUCAACACAUAACUUUACACAAUAAAUAUGGAGAAAAUAUGGCCAAAGCUUUUAAAGAUCAUUUUCCCAAUAAAGUGGUAAUAUCAUCUUCCAACAUGUAUGGUAAUUUUAAACCCUCUGUAGUAGAAAACGUGGAUGCUUCAUGGUCAAACUUAAAACAAAUCCUAAAAAAUAUUUUGUUUAAUAGCAUGAUUGGUAACUAUCUGGUGUAUUAUCCAACAUGUGGCUCAACCGCUUCUUUUGAGUCACAAUUACAAGAAUCACUUUGCAUGAGAUGGUAUUUGAUAGCUGCCACCCUUCCUGGCUUUAGUGUAAACUCGGUAAAACCAAGACGUAAUCCAAAUAAAUUGUACACCAAAUUUACCACAGAAAUAGUCCAAAGAGCUAUGGAUACCAGGAAAUCAAUGAUUCCCCUUUACAAAACCAUUUUAAAAGAUGGUAAACCACUAGUGACCCCAAUGUUUUACUAUUAUUCCAAAGACCCAAAUACAUUUUCCUUAAACGAGCAGUACAUGCUAGGCGAGAACAUCCUUGUGGCACACCCUUUUCUACCAAAUCCGUCAUCUUUGAUGGUGUACUUUCCAGCUGGAUUCUGGUAUGGAAUGAGUGAUGGGCAAUUUUUUAACGUAACAGAGGGUCGAUGGGAACAAUUGAGCAUUGUUGAAACAGAUUGGAUAAGUUACAUUAGUGGAGGAAGCAUUAUACCAUUUGUAGAAAAUGAUUCCAAAUUAACAAUAAUAAUAGCCACAUCGUGUGAAAGUAACAAGAUUGCAGAGGGAAAGAUUUUUUUUGAAAAUAAAUGCGAGGCUGUACUUUUCGCAACUACUAAAAAUAUCACCAUAACCAUGAAAGCUGAAAAUGUGUGCCGGAAACCAUAUGAAGUUAAUCGAAUAAAGUUGUACGAUUGUGGCAAUUUCAAGCAUAUUUCAGCCAGCCAAACUCUGAAUGAAGCCAACGACACAGUUAUUAGUUUUAAUGCAUAAUAUUAAUUUUAUUUAUUUGUAAUAUAAUUAUUUAGCUUGGUAUAUCAAUAUAUAUUUACAUAUAUUGAAUUCUAAUUUGUAUUAAACAAAAUUAUCUUUUAUAUUUUCAUAUAUUGGCCAAAAUUUAUGUUAAAAGGUACGUAAUUAUUCAUUAAAAUUUUUUAUAAAAAUUGUGUCUGCCUUAUUAAAGUUACAAAGUGUAAUAGGAUGAUACUUAACUUUAUAAAAACUUACUGUAUAAUAUUAAAGCACCAGUGGCUAAGGAUUACCCAAAUGCUCGUCGUAAAUUAUUUGGAAAUCGCUUUUUACAUUAAUAUGUAUAUAACUGUCAGUUUAUUUUUCC